This is a messenger RNA of Fonsecaea erecta, 1806 nucleotides long. RefSeq lists its product as hypothetical. The transcript has a single exon. Lineage: Eukaryota; Fungi; Ascomycota; Eurotiomycetes; Chaetothyriales; Herpotrichiellaceae. Bases 1 to 1806 code for a protein of 601 amino acids. The record is from RefSeq and is a predicted model, not a curated record.
AUGAUUCAAACCCCUUUACAUCCUUCGGGGCUCGAACAGCACCAUGUACGACAUCACAACAACGUCACGUCGUUGAGACCAACGAGACCCUCCAAGUCUCCGCAGUCUGAAGAAGCCGAGCUCAAAGAGCAUUGCGACAACCCCGGACUGAGCAAAAUGCCAAAGCAGCCAACUCCCAGCUUCAUGUUCAUCCCCAUGUCGGCUGAGCCUGGGGCAAGGGCAAGGAUUCAGCCUGAGCUUCGAGCUUCUGCCAAAGCACAUGUGAUGCAUGAUUACCAGCGAAAGACGGCCCAGCAAAGAAACGCGAACUGGAAAAUGUCGACACCGACCACGUAUGCCCUUGCGCCAAAAAUGCCAUUGCCAACACUUCUAGUGCCGGAACCAGCUAUACAGCGUUUGGUGUUGCGCCAGCGAACAACGACUCGGAAGAAAGGAGGCCAGCCGAAGAGAAAUCCGCCAACUACAACGGCAGAGUUACCAUCUGCCGAUGAAUCUGGUCAAUCGCCCCAAGAAGCGCACACUUUGACACUGUCAGAGAGCGUGGUCUAUGCUCAUUUCAUCCCCUACAAUCCGCCCACAAUUCCUAGACAACCGCGUGGCGGCAACCUCAUGGAUGUCUUCUCCGCUCUGCCAGUCCAUGUCCAACCCUGGGACGAAACGUUGAUAACGCGAUGGCUCAACUACGAUCGUAUCCCUUGGUGCCCGGUCAACGGACAGUCCCAAUGGGUGCCCUUCAUUACCAAUUCUCCAAUGCUCCUGCACACAAACUUGUAUUGCUGGGGAAUGCAUUGGCACGGCAAACUGACCGGCGUCAGCCAAGACGUCUUUCUGUACCAGAACCCCCGGAUCCUAGAACAUAAAAUAGCCGCCAUCCAACUGAUGAAUGCGCACCUAGUGUCGGCAGCCUCUGUCACGGACGAGGCUCUCGCCGCAGUAUCCAUGUUCAUCAAUGUGUCGCUGCAAUUCCUGAACCGAGAUGAAGCUGCCAGGCAUAUGGCUGGCCUCGAGGCCUUGGUGACGCUCCGAGGAGGUCUCGCUGGCCUCUCCCGGAUGGGAACGGUCGGCGUCCUCUUACAACGAGUCAUAAGCUGGAACGAUCUCUUCUUUGUCGAACUUUACGGGGGACACCUCCGUUUCUCCCUCCUGCCCCGUUGGGAGGAGGCGUGGCAGUCGGUGUAUGCCCCUAUCGCCGACGAUCCGGUCACCCAUCUCGAACCGCUCCAGGCACGCUUUGCCGGGGAUCUCGCACAGGAAAUCACGACACUCCUACGCGAGAUCCAGAUCGUGUGCAACGAUGUGCAAGCACGCCCCCUGGCCGCGCUGACCACGGCGGAAAAGACCCUGCGGCACGACAAUCUUUUCCGCUUCGAACGGCGCCUGUGUCUUGCGACACGGAUCACGACGAUUCAAGAACAUGUGUACACGAAUCUCCAGACCGGCAGCGACCCCUUGUGGCGGACAGUUGCGUACGCCGCGUUGAUGUAUGUUCACCACCACAUCCGCGGACACGCCUUGCAUUGGUCACAGUUUCCGGCGCUGGUUGUGCAACUUCGCAACGAGUUGUCAUUCGUCCCAGCAGGAAGUUGGGAGGCGGUGCCGGCGCUGUACCUGUGGGUCCUUGCGGUGGGUAGCUGGGUGAGUCAGCGUGAGCCAUGGAUUGUGGCCCUGCUCGCAGGCGCCUGUCGAGCGCAAGGCCGUACGACUUGGGACGACUUCGACGGGAUACUGAAGCAGUGUGUGCACCUGGGGGGAGAAGACGAGGUGAAGUUCAGAAUCGUUUGGGAGGAUGUGAUCAGGUUGUUUUGA